AAAAUUUCUUUUUUUUUUCCUACUCUUGCUAUCCGCUAUUUUCACAAAAUUUCACGAAAUGGCGCAAAAUUUUCUAUACAUGUUCGAGUUUGUGGUGGACGACUUGCUGAUCACAAGACAGAAUCUGUGCGCCCCCGAGGAGUACCCCACAUGCUGCGAGAUCACGUUCCGAUCGAGCGUGUUCGUGUCGAUCUGCGAUCGUGAAUAUGGCUCUUGCGUGAAUCCUUGCCAGCCCAAGUGCGGCAAGUGUUGCAUGUUCUCCCUUGAGUCGCCGGUGACUGACAAGGAUCGGGUGCUGAUUCACGUCUAUAAGAAACGAACCGAUCGUUGCAAGUUUCUCAUUGGCCUGUCGGAUCUGGCCGCUAAGCCGAUAUUCGAUCGUGUUAAUGAGUCGUUCCAAGCUGAGAACCCUAACUGGGAGAAAAUUCUGAACGAGCAUAUUAACAACAUGCCCAAGAUGAGGCAGGCGAGCAAAAAUCCGCUGGACAAUUGCGCCUGCUAUGAGCGUGCGAUGGAGCGCAAGGAGCAGCUUUGCCCCACCUCGGAGCUUUCAAAGCGUCUUCUCCCGCUCUUCAAUCUGUGCAAGAUGCAGACGGGUAACAUAGUACUGAUUAUGCGCCUGGUGUGCAAUGGACCGGCCAUUGUGUCCUCAUUCCCCUUCAAUCGCGUCUGCUCGCGCAAUCCCAAGUGCCCGGAGCCCUGUCCGUCUUGUCCAUCCUGCGGCAAGGCACCAAAGAACGCCGGCGGCGGACAGAUUUGCCCUCCCCCAUCCAGCUGUGGUGGCGGUUGUGGUGGUGGUGCCGGCGGCGCUGGCGCGGCUGCGGCUGCAGGAGCUGGAGGUAAGAAGUGCAGGGGUAAGUGUCGCAGCCCGAGCCCAGUGUGCGUGCAGCCGGAUCCGUGCUACAAGCCAGAUGAUGAGCCCAUGAAGUGUCUGCGGUAUUUUGCUUGCAAUCUGGAUAAGAUGUGUCCCUGCGACUAUUGCGAGGAUGAGUUCGACCGUGCCUGCCCCACCGUGCCACAGAAAAAGAAGAAGCUAUCGCCAAUAGAACAGCGCUUGGAGCCAUGCAAUCCUUGUGGUGGCAUUCCAUCCAUGCCGCGCAAUCGAGGCGGUGCAAGUGUCGAAGGUGGAAAAAAGGACAAAUAUCCACGUCAAUCCGGUGGAGGCGUUAUUCAGGUCUGUGACCCCGAUGCGAAACCGGAAUCAAGGUGCGGAAAAUGUGAUCCCUGUGAGAACGCUUGUUGUCCCGAAUACGAAAUGUGUUGCGACCAGGCGCGCCAACGAGCUAUACGGAAAUUGCGCCAUUUACUGGUUAAGUACAAUAUCCAAAUUGAAUAAUCCAAUCCAUUCCAAAUUCAAUUUCGAGCAAAAACAAAGGAUCUGGUGAACUAACUUUUGAAAAUGGCCAAAAA
Messenger RNA from Scaptodrosophila lebanonensis, 1410 nucleotides. RefSeq lists its product as uncharacterized. Lineage: Eukaryota; Metazoa; Arthropoda; Insecta; Diptera; Drosophilidae. The record is from RefSeq and is a predicted model, not a curated record. The transcript has 3 exons. Bases 59 to 1336 code for a protein of 425 amino acids.